Molecule: messenger RNA, 441 nt
Organism: Echinops telfairi (small Madagascar hedgehog)
Lineage: Eukaryota; Metazoa; Chordata; Mammalia; Afrosoricida; Tenrecidae
Product: 60S ribosomal protein L36-like
Exons: 1
Coding region: 1-441 (146 amino acids)
Biological process (GO): cytoplasmic translation
Cellular component (GO): cytosolic large ribosomal subunit; ribosome
Molecular function (GO): structural constituent of ribosome
Source: RefSeq, a predicted model, not a curated record
AUGGCUGUGUGCUGCCCUAUGGCCGUGGGUCUCAACAAGGGCCACAAGGUGACCAAGAACGUGAGCAAGCCGAGGCCCAGCCGCCGCCGCGGGUGCCUCACCAAGCACACCACGGCCGGCCGUGCGCGGGGCAUGAACCAGGUGUGUGGCUUAGAGCCCUAUGAGCCAGGAGCCGUGGAGCUGCUCACGGUCUCCAAGGACAAAGGGCGUUUAAGUUCAUCAAGAAGUGCGUGGGGACACGUCCAUACCAAGAGGGAGAGAGAGGAGCGGAGCAACAUGCUGGCCGCCAUGAGGAAGGCGGCUGCCAAGGCGGACUGGGUGACACUACCACCCCCAAUAAAGAUAUUAAAAAAGCCUUUACAGAAGAUAAACAAUACAUUUAUACUGUCUUUUAUACUCACCUACGUCAUUACCUUGAGCGGUAUUUGUUUCUUUAUGUAG